This is a messenger RNA of Neurospora hispaniola, 1989 nucleotides long. Its product is annotated as DNA topoisomerase. Gene Ontology annotation, molecular function: DNA topoisomerase type I (single strand cut, ATP-independent) activity; DNA binding. Gene Ontology annotation, biological process: DNA topological change. NCBI's taxonomy places the organism in Eukaryota, Fungi, Ascomycota, Sordariomycetes, Sordariales, Sordariaceae. Gene Ontology annotation, cellular component: nucleus. Bases 1 to 1989 code for a protein of 662 amino acids. The record is from RefSeq and is a predicted model, not a curated record. The transcript is spliced from 6 exons.
AUGCCGCGAAUCCUUUGUGUGGCUGAAAAACCGUCCAUUGCAAAGGCGGUCGCUACACAUCUGUCUGGUGGCUCAUAUCAAACCCAUGACACUCGGGACAGGUAUACCAAAAAUUAUGUUUUCACUUGCGAUUUCGGUCCUCCCUGGGGACGCUCUACGGUCACCAUGACUGCUGUGAGGGGACAUCUCACGCAGCUAGACUUUCACCAGGAGUUUAAGAAGUGGGAAUACCCACCACCAGAUCGCCUCUUUGACGCGCCUGUCCAGACAAUCUACCCGCAUGACAUGAAAAAUAUUGCCCAGAACAUCGAAAACCAGGCCCGGCAAGCUGACAUACUCUACAUCUGGACGGAUUGUGAUCGAGAAGGUGAGCACAUCGGAAGCGAGAUCCGGGAGGCCGCAAGGAAGGGCAAGAGGAACAUUCAAGUCUACAGAGCAAGGUUCAGCAACAUUGAACGAGCACAUAUCCUAUCUGCUGCCCGACGUCCGGUAGCCUUAGACGACAAACAGGCUGAAGCAGUCGCUGCGCGUAUCGAGUUGGACCUGAGAAUCGGAUCUGCAUUUACUCGCUUUUUGACGUUAAGUCUAAGACCCCUUGGUGGGGCAAUGGCCGACCUUCUGCUCAGCUAUGGAUCCUGUCAGUUCCCAACUCUUGGUUUCGUCGUCGACCGAUACUUCCGCGUCAGAAACUUUGUUCCAGAACCGUUCUGGUCUAUCAAGGUGAUGCACGAGAAAGAAGGUGUCAAAGUCAACUUCAACUGGUCCAGAAACCGUCUAUUCGACAGGUUGUCCGUGCUCCUCCUUUACGAACGAUGUCUCGCCGCCAAAAUUGCAAAGGUCACGGAAGUCAAAGAGAAGCAAACCAAGAAAUGGAAGCCUCUUCCCCUCACCACCGUCGAGCUUCAGAAGAUGGCCACACGGUUUCUUCGGAUGACGGGUCAAGAAGCCAUGACGGUAGCAGAAAAACUAUACAACAAGGGUUUCAUCAGCUACCCCAGAACAGAAACAGACCGUUUUGACAAGGGUAUGAACUUGCGGGCGCUCGUCCAAAAGCAAACCCAGGACCAACGCUGGGGUCCCUUCGCACAGAAUCUGGUCGACGGAGCCUUCCAACAACCUCGCCAAGGUAGGAAUGACGACAAGGCCCAUCCUCCCAUUCAUCCCAUCAUAUAUGCGGCACCCACCGUGCUUGACGAUCAGGAAAAAAGACUAUACGAGUUCGUGGUCCGCCGAUUUCUCGCCUGCUGCUCCGAAGACGCCAGAGGAGCAGCCACCGACGUGGAAAUUACCUACGGCGAAGAAAAGUUCGUCGCCCAUGGCCUGAUCGUCCACCAGCGCAACUACCUCGACGUUUACCCUUACGAAAACUGGACCGGAACGGCCGAGCUACCGAAAUUCACCGUCGGCGAAACGUUUGAACCGACCGAAGCUAUGAUGACCGAAGGCAAGACCACUGCCCCUAGCUAUCUGACCGAGGCGGAUCUGAUUGCCCUCAUGGACGCGAAUGGAAUUGGCACCGAUGCGACCAUGGCCCAGCAUAUUGAGAAGAUCAAGGAGAGACAGUAUGUGCAGGUGGUCGAGCGAGGCGGUAAUGGAGGCGGCGGUAACGACGAUGAUGACGGUGCAGCUGGUGGCGCACGGGGCGGACGCGGUGGCCGGGGAGGACGUGGAAGAGGUGGUGGGCGGGGCGGACGAGGAGGAGGCGGAGUUGGCGGUGGUGUCAAGGAGUUUAUCCCGACCAGCCUCGGUGUCGCCUUGAUUGAGGGCUUUGAGAGGAUGAACUUCGAAACCAGCCUCGGCAAGCCCUUUCUCCGCAAGGAGAUGGAGCUCAAGAUGAAGGCAAUUUGCGAAGGUCGGCUUACCAGGGAUGCCCUCUUGCGGGAGAGUAUCGCGAGUUAUCGUCAAGUGUAUGACCAGUCACGGGAGGAGGUCAACUUGCUGAAAGUUGCCUGUAGACAGUAUGUAUUUGGUCAGAAUGGCGGGGCUUGA